CCCCCAGAACGCUUCUCCAAUGGGGGCCGCCCUCGUGUCCAUGGCGACAGCGGUGGCGGCUGCUACAGGCUUGCUCUAGGAGGCGCCGCUGCCGCCGCCGGGAUCUCUGAGCUAGAAGCGAAACCCAGUGGGGGGGGAAGGGAGAGCGGGCUCCCCCUCGCGAUCGGCGGGGACAGUCAGUCCUGUGGAACAAGAAGGCGGUCCCGGAGGCCCAGAGACGCCCGGGAAGGAGCAGGAGCCGGGCGAAAGGCGGACAUGAGCGACCAGCCGAGUCCAGCCCCAGACCGCUAGGGGCGGACCCACCAGCCCCUCCCCUCUCCUCGGAAUCUCGGAAUCCAAGAGGAUGGAGCCAAAUACCUGUAAGACCAGCGAAUCAGAGUACGCUGAAGAAGAGGAAUCUGAGGAGGAGUGUGUUAAAGGGGAAGCUACCAUCCCUUCUAACUCUUCUCAGCAGGAACUCUCAAAGGCUGACUAUAAGGAAUUUGGGGAUGGAGUUCCCUUAUCUAUUGUGGCCAAGAAAAUUCCAAAGAAAAUCAUAGCCCCAGAUGACUUAGAAGUUGGGAGGAGAAAGAGAAGGCAGAAACGCAGACCCCUGGCCAUCAACCUGACCAACUGCAAAUAUGAGAGCGUGCGCCGGGCAGCCCAAACGUGUGGCUUGAAGGAGGUGGGGGAGGACGAGGAGUGGACUGUGUACUGGACAGACUGCUCUGUCUCCCUGGAAAGAGUCAUGGACAUGAAGAGGUUUCAGAAAAUCAACCACUUCCCUGGCAUGACAGAAAUCUGCCGCAAAGAUCUACUGGCUCGCAACCUCAACCGCAUGCAGAAACUCUAUCCUACUGAAUACAACAUCUUCCCCCGCACCUGGUGCCUCCCUGCAGACUAUGGGGACUUCCAGUCCUAUGGUCGUCAGCGAAAAACCCGCACUUAUAUCUGCAAGCCAGACAGUGGCUGCCAGGGACGGGGCAUCUUCAUUACCCGAAAUCCCCGGGAGAUCAAGCCAGGAGAGCAUAUGAUCUGCCAGCAAUACAUCUCCAAGCCCUUCCUCAUUGACGGCUUCAAGUUUGAUAUGCGAAUCUAUGUCCUGAUCACAUCCUGUGACCCUCUCCGGAUUUUCAUGUAUGAGGAGGGCCUGGCCCGCUUUGCCACUAUGCCCUACGUGGAGCCCAGCCACAACAACCUGGAUGACGUCUGUAUGCACCUGACCAACUAUGCUAUCAACAAACACAAUGAGAAUUUUGUCCAAGAUGAUGCUGUAGGCAGUAAGAGGAAACUGUCUACACUCAACGCCUGGCUGCGAGAACACAGCUACAACCCCGAAGAGCUGUGGGGCGACAUUGAGGACAUCAUCAUCAAAACCAUCAUCUCAGCUCAUUCUGUUCUUCGCCACAACUACCGAACCUGUUUUCCCCAAUAUCUGAGUGGAGGUACAUGUGCCUGUUUUGAGAUCCUUGGUUUUGACAUCUUGCUGGACCACAAGCUGAAGCCCUGGCUGCUGGAGGUAAACCACUCUCCAAGUUUCACCACUGACUCCCGCCUCGAUCGAGAAGUGAAGGAUGCGCUUCUCUGUGAUGCCAUGACCCUUGUCAACCUCCAGGGCUGUGACAAAAGGAAGGUGAUGGAGGAGGACAAGCGGCGAGUCAAGGAGCGGCUUUUCCAGUGCCACCAACAGCCACGAGACACCAGGCGAGAACAGAGGGAGUCGUCCCAUGUGGCGGUACUAGAUCAGGAACGCUACGAGGAUUCCCACCUCGGAGGAUAUCGGCGGAUCUACCCUGGGCCUGACAUGGAGAAGUAUUCACCUUUCUUUAAGCACAAUGGCUCCCUCUUCCAGGAGACUGCUGCUUCCAAGGCCAGGGAGGAGUGUGCCAGGCAGCAACUGGAAGAGAUCCGCCUUAAGCAGGAACAGCAGGAGACCUCAGGCAGUAAGAAGCGGAAAGAAAGCAGGGACCAGAACCAGGGUGAAUCAGCAGGGGAGAAGAGCCGAUCCAGGGUCGGGCUCCGGGCAUUCUCCACCCACCUGGCUUACAGGAACCGGACCCGGGAGAAAGAGCUGCUGUCAGUACACCUGGAUACCAUGCAUCCGCAAGAAAUUGUGGAAGAGGAGGAGCUGGAGAGAAUGAAGGCUUUGCUUCAAAGGAAGAAUCUUAUCCGAAGCCUCGGUAUUGUAGAGCAGCUCACUCGCAUGCUGCAGCCCAACCACCAGGGCCAGAGAAAUCUUGAGGAGUAUGGGGCUAGAUUUCACCAGGAUAGGCUGGGCAGUCAAGAACUGCAAUCUGUGAGUCUGGUCCCAUUGGUCCUCCUGAGAGGGGCCGCCAAAGUGCAGGGCCCUCCUCAUUUUCUGUAUCCAGUUCGGAUCCAAGAAUUCAUCCCCAGGAUCUUAGGGCCCCUACCAACCAUAAAUGCUGCAUUUCCACAUCAUUCCUGGUGCCAUCUACAGCCCAAGAACUUCAACUGGAUAGGAGAUCCAGCAGCCAUCAGCCCCUGUUCAUUGUCAAUGAAGAUAUCUGGAAGGCGCUAUUUUUCCAGGGCGAGAGUCAGGUUCACAAGCCAAGGCCAAGCCAGCAGAAGGCUCGAAGCCAUAAACAGAGCUCUGGCAGGAUCAGAGUCAUCCUCUCUAACCCUAAAGCAGGGCUACCAUCUGCAACCAGAAAGAGUGGCAAGUAGCUCAUGGAUUGACAGCACCUUACCCUCGGAGGUAGACUCUGAACACAGGGCACCCAAGGCCCAGGGUCUCUGCCCUGCCUCUGCCCCCCUGAUGCUGAAUACCACUGCACUCCUUGACAUCAGCCACCACAGGUAAACGCAAGAUGGAAGCCCAGCGCUCAACCUCUCCUGGAGAACCUCCUCAGGUUUCCAAAGGGGCAGAGGGCCUUCAAUUUUUGCUAAAUGAAGAGACUGCCACCAAAGCUUUGGUUUGUAAAGCCCUGGCCACGAACCCCAUUUGCACGAGGCAAAAACACAAAGAAAUCAAGAAUUCCUCAAUACCCUAAGAUUAUUUUAUGAUCCGUAAAAUAAUUUUAAAAAGAUGAAGAGGAGCCUGGGUCGGCCACGUGCUCAUCCCCACCCUUCAAACCUUAUCCUGGAUUUAUUGCUAGGUGAUGGGUCUGAGCCCGGGGUGCAGCCCGGGACCGGAAGUUAUCCUGGCGACAGGGCGCCCCUUUCCCAGAGGAGCCGAGUGCCCACGGCCCGGGGCUGUCGCCCUCAGAGGACCGACGAAGGGCACGCCCUUCUCGCCGCCGCGGCGGAGACCGGACGGCCUGGGCAGAGGGGCGGCUCUUGGCACAUGAAUCCGUCUUUUUAUUAAAGUUUAUGGCUUUUUGCAGGAGCGUC
Messenger RNA from Canis lupus familiaris (dog), 3330 nucleotides. RefSeq names its product tubulin tyrosine ligase-like family, member 13. Gene Ontology annotation, biological process: microtubule cytoskeleton organization; protein polyglutamylation. Gene Ontology annotation, molecular function: tubulin binding; tubulin-glutamic acid ligase activity. The record is from RefSeq and is a predicted model, not a curated record. Lineage: Eukaryota; Metazoa; Chordata; Mammalia; Carnivora; Canidae. Gene Ontology annotation, cellular component: cilium.